CUGUAGUUGACGAAGGUAGUGGGCGGAUUCAUCCGGAGCAACCGUUGCUGAGGCUUCAAGAUGGCGGAAGCCCUGACAACUCAAGAGGAGCUGGCUGUGGAGGAGUUCCUGGUCGAGCUGAGGAACAGGGAGCAGCAGAGCGUGGUGCUCGUCUCCCAGAGCACGGCGGUCAAGUUCCUCAUGGCCCGCAAGUUUGACAUCUCCAGAGCCAUCGAACUCUUCCAGGCUUAUAAGAACACCAGAAUCAAAGAGGGGAUUUACAAUAUCAACCCAGACGAGGAACCGCUGCGGUCCGAAUUGUUGAGCGGGAAGUUCACGGUCCUGCCCCGCCGAGACGCUAAGGGGGCCGCCCUGGCUCUGUUCACUGCCCGACUCCACAGGCCCGACCUCACUACCCACAAGUCCGUGCUUCAGGCCAUUAUCUACCAACUGGACAAAGCCAUUGAGAGUGUCCAGACACAACGAGAAGGCCUCGUCUUCAUCUACGACAUGACCAACUCCUCGUACGGGAACUUUGACUACGAGCUGUGCGUGAAGAUUCUCAACCUGCUCAAGGGUGCGUUUCCCGCGCGGCUCAAGUGCGUGUUCAUCGUGUCGUCCCCUCUGUGGUUCCGUGCCCCGUUCGCGGUCCUGCGUCUCUUCGUCCGGGAGAAGCUGAGAGAAAGGGUAUGCACAGUGAAAGCCCCUGAGCUGGCGAGCCAUAUCCCCACAGAGUCCCUGCCGGAGCACCUGGGCGGCACAUCGCCCUACAGCCACGUGGCCUGGAUCCAGUCCUGCGUCAACUCCAGCCAUCAGGGCCCCCUGAGGGAGGGGUCCGGGGGCGACUGCAUGGGCAACCUGCUCCGCUCCUACUCCCUGGAGCAGAGUCCUCCUUCCCCCACCACCACAGCCAACGCCACCGGUCCCAGCUCCAACUGCAGCCCCUCCGACAACGCCAACCUGCGCAACCACUACAACCGCCAGGGCAGGACUAGCGCCGAGCACAAAAUGGCCGCCCGGCACAACUGGAACGGGUCUGCUCCGUCGCAGGGGGGCAGGACUGCGAGGGGCGGUUCGGGGGCCGGGGCCAGGGGUGGGAGGAGCCCCAACGGCAACUGGCCGAGCCGCCGCCCCCCGCCGCAGUCGGACACGCCCCCGGACACGCCCCCGCACGGGAAGGGGGAGGACGAAGAGGAGGAGGAGGGAGGGGCCGCGGAGCUCGGGGAGCGGGGCCGGGGGGAGGGCAGGGCGGAGGAGGAGGAGGACUGCGAGGUGGAGGUGGACGGGGUGCCGCCGUUGCCCCUGAAGUCGGCGCGCCCGGGCGGCGGUCAGGGCCCCUCAGAGGGGGAUGAGCCGUCGGUGCACGUGCCCGAGCCCGGGGGGAUGACGGUGAAGGAGCUGGUGCAGCACGUGAAGAGGAGGAGGAAGAAGGGCAUCUACCAGGAGUACGAGGAGAUCCGCAAGGAGCCGCCCUCCGGAACCUUCAACCACUCCAAGAAGCCUUGCAAUCAGAUUAAGAACAGGUACAGCGACGUCCUCUGCCUCGACCAGUCUCGCGUGAAGCUGAGCUUACCUCAAGACGAAGACGAGAUUGCGGACUCGGAUUACAUCAACGCAAGUUACAUGGAUGGGUACAAGAGAAGCAACGCCUACAUUGCCACUCAGGGGCCUUUGCCGAAAACUUUUGCCGAUUUCUGGUGCAUGGUGUGGGAACAAAGGGUUUUAAUCAUCGUCAUGACGACAAGGGUGGUAGAGCGUGGCAGGGUGAAAUGUGGACAGUACUGGCCGCUGGAGGCUGGGCGUACCGAGGACCACAGGCCCUUCCUGGUCAGGAACACCCACAUCGAGAUGUUCCAGGACUUCAAGAUCUCUCACCUGGAGGUCUGCAACAGUGAGACCGGGGAGCGGAGGGAGGUGGCCCACUACCUGUACAUGAGCUGGCCCGAUUUUGGCGUGCCCAAGUCGGCCUCCGCCAUGCUGGACUUCCGAGCGCAGGUGAAGCAGCACCAGGAGACGGCGUUCCGGGCCAUCGGCAGCGACUGGUCUGGUUCUCCCGGGGGCCCCCCGGUGGUGGUGCACUGCAGUGCAGGAAUCGGAAGGACAGGUACCUUUUGCACUCUGGACAUCUGUCUGUCGCGGCUGGAGGACAUCGGGACGGUGGACGUGAAGCAGACCGUGAGGCGCAUGCGGACGCAGCGGGCCUUCAGCAUCCAGACCUGGGACCAGUACUACUUCUGCUACACGGCCGUCAUCGAGUACGCCCAGCGCCGCGGGCUGCUGGCGCCCGUCGAGUGGUCCGACACCGACCUGGAGACGGACAGCGAAUGACCGGGGGCCUGAGGGGCGGAGCCUCAGACCGGGAGGAACUUGAAAAGGGGCGGGGGCGGAGCCGUAGAAAAGGAGACUCUUUGACUUUUAGGAUCCCGAUUGCUGGAAGGUGGACUGAAAAGGGGGAGUUGGGUUGUCCUUUUGUUUCUGGAGGAAGGGAGCGUAUCUUACGAGCGUUGGUGUUUUAUGUCGAAUUGCACGUGUGGAACGGCGAACUUCGACCCUCAUUAAUACUGCAUCUCCUCUCCCGCCUGUUCUUGAAACACCGUUUUUUUAAUAGAGAUCCGUGUUAAAACGAUGGAAAAUAAAACUUGAAUGUGCUUUAUAAAGAGAAAUUUUGAUUUGACUGUUGGUCCAGUGUUGCUCCAUUUUCGGUCAUUUUUUGAUUUUUUUUUUUGUAUUCUAUAUUUUGUAUUGUUGUUUAAUUUUUUUUGUUCAGAUGUAAACUAACCGUAAAGCCAAAGGGUUUGCCUUGAAUGCUUGGAUUUCCUCUUCAACAUAUGUGACAAAAUAGUGUAUAUUCUUGUAACAUACAUUUAUAUCUUGUGUAUAACUUUUAAGAAAAGCUUGUUUUAAUUUAAUAGACUUAACAUUGUAUAUACUACAUAUGUAUAUAUACAUAUAUGAGCAAAUAGGCAUAUUCUGUUGGGAGAAAAAAAAUGGAUAGAAAUUCAUGCCAGAAUUACAAGUCAGGUCUUGUGACUUUUUUUCUUAAGCGUCUUGAUUGUUAUUUUUCUUGACUAACGUCCAAAAUCGGCCUUAAUCAACUUCAACUCGUCUCUUACACUGCCUCACUGUAUAAAAGAUUAUUUUUAUUUUUUCAGUUCCUCCCUACCUGUGUGAUGUACUCAUUUUCAUUUUAGUUGUUCAUCUGUACUUUUUUCUGACACUACAGCAGCACAGUGUGAGGCCUACACAAAUGCACUGCCUCCCAUUGUAUGUGCCUUCAAGCUUUCUGCAGCACAGUGUACAGUAUAUUCAUGGCUUUGUAGCAGUUGUCCUAACUUGGUAUACAACAUUUUAAUUUUUCGAAUCUCAGGGGUAAACUUCAUUGUUGCUAGUGUCAAAAAAAGGAAACAUUUUCUUGGUUCACCUCUGGCAAUUAUUAUUAUUUUUUUUAAGUAUAGUUUUUAUGUAUUUUAUAUACUGUAUUGUAUCCUAUUCUAUUUAUGUGGCUUUGUAAAACUAUGACAGUAUUCAUAAUUAAUGAUUGUCGGUACGACACUUGAUAAGUAAAACAAACAGAUUUUAAUUUGAUAAAAACAGAGUUGUAAAAACAAAA
Conger conger (European conger) is the source of this 3589-nucleotide messenger RNA. RefSeq names its product protein tyrosine phosphatase non-receptor type 9b (gene ptpn9b). Bases 61 to 2307 code for a protein of 748 amino acids. Gene Ontology annotation, biological process: protein dephosphorylation. Gene Ontology annotation, molecular function: protein tyrosine phosphatase activity. The transcript has 13 exons. Lineage: Eukaryota; Metazoa; Chordata; Actinopteri; Anguilliformes; Congridae. The record is from RefSeq and is a predicted model, not a curated record.